AUGUGUGCAGCGAUGGAUGAGCUAUGUCGACAUGGGAUCCCAGAGCUUGUCGCAACGUGGCGGUUUUAUUGGCGAGUCCAACUUAUGCUGCUCAUGACUUUGAAGCUGCAUCCGCUAAGCCUUUCUGCUCCGGUUGUCUUCGUGAUUUCGAGAUCUUUCACGACUAUCUUCCCGGAGGACUUCCUCAUGAAUCAGUCGUGGCACGAACCUGGCCUUUUUGCGAAUGAAUCGUUACAGAGGGCUUUGGUCUUGUGCGCAUAUCCAGCAGCCGUCUGGUGCUGGUACCUGUUCAGUUUCACCUCCAAAAUCUAUGCCAUCAAGACUGGGCAAGUGGUCCCUGAGAGUGGGCGCACCAGCUUCAGAGAAAGACCGGAGCAGUCCAGCUUCUGGCGGUGGUGGGCGAGGUCGACGCAUGAGUCUGUAACGGAUUCACCUCUGUCUUCCAGGAACAUCCCGGCGGCGAUCAUUUGCUGUAUCAUUCUUUGGGGUAGCCAUAUGGUGUACGUGGAUGUGGCCUUGAGGUUUGUGCAGACGCCAACUGUUGGUGGGCCUUGCAAUGUCGUUCCGGCAAUGCUACAGCAAGAUUUGAGUCAUGGUGCUGUCAGCUUGCUGGUGAUUGUCAUGACAGGUUUCAUCACCUCGUUUUUGCGAUGGGUCGGCUUUCUGGGCUAUGCCCUGACGCAGGAUCUGCCUCUUCUGGCAUGUGCACUUGCCCCUUCGGCGAUGAGUUUUGCGCUCCACGUGUGGAUGCUUGACAUCACGUGCCUGCGCAGUCUUCCGGCCUUCGCCAUCUUCUCGGCGCCGAUCGCGGGGGUGGGACUGGCUGAAGCACUGUUCGUGCUCUCCCUUUCCCAUGUUCACCCCGUAGUCAUGGCCAUGGCCGUAGUCCUUUCUUGUAUAUACCUCUCAUGGUUGGAAAGCAUGAUCCCGGGUUGGAGGCUACAUCCCGCCGUGCUGUACCAGUUCAUGAUUGGCGCAGUGCUGCUGCUGAUCUUGCACUCCUGGGGUCAUGCUUCCGUGGUUCGCACAGUCUGGGCCGCGGCAGAGAGGAGCCAGGCCAAUGCAGAGAGCCUGGAGCAACUUCGGUCCUGGAAUGACACCUCAAGCCACGACGAGGAUUCUUGGAUGCAGCUCGCGCAGCUUCAUUCCGCCGAGGGGCCGGGGCCGGCCGUUCCUAGGGCCAUGCCGGCGAGAAGUUUGGCUUCCAUCCUCGAGCUCAAGAGGUCCAUGGCUUCUUCGAGCCCGACCCGCAUCCCGGCCGAGGCCUGCCAGGACUUGCAUGACUUGCCAGCUCUUUCUCUCGAGGUCGAAGGAGAAGGAGUCGCAGGAGCCGAAGGUGAAGAGAUGGCUUACCGGCCUCAGGCCUCUGUGGCAGUGCUUCGGCACGGCGAGCGCCAGGAUGCGGUGUUCGAUUCCGGCUGGCAUCAGACGGAGGACGCAGCGAAAUAUCCUGGAGAUUGUCCAAUCACUGACGAGGGCGUGAGGGCCGCCAGGGAGGUGGGACGUACACUCCGUGAUUUUGGCGACUAUGGCAUCAUCGUUUCCUCGCCAUAUCUACGCUGUGUCCAGACAGCCGUGGCAAUAGCGGAUGAGUUGGAUCUGGUGGUCCUCCUCGACCAAGAAUUGGGCGAAGUCUUCGGCCCCGACAUCUUCGGAGAGUUGGCUGCGCGCCCACGCGCAUGGCGCACGCGGCACGAGCUGCACAAGGCCCUGGAAGCUUGGGAGCCGAAGCAGGAGAACGGCUUCUCCCAAUCUCCAGCUCUCCGCGUUUGUUGGCAGAGGGUGUUAGGCGCGGCCCCAAAAUGGGGGGAGCGGAUCCCGGAGGCACGGCAGCGCUAUGCACGACGAUUUCUGCGAUAUUUGAGCAGAAGCCGCCGCGGGAAUAAGAACUUGAUCGUGGUGUCUCAUGGCAUCAUGGUGCAAACUUGCAUGAAGGUGCUUCCCAGCACAUCGGUUUGGGAUGUGGGCUCAAUUCCUUAUUGCAGUGGACUCAUGGCCCAUUUCUGGCAGAAGCAGUCAUUCGCUUCGCCGGAUUCCGUCACACCCAAGACGUUUCAGGACCAGUUCAGCUUCAUGAUAACCGAGGCGGACAUGAUAGCUCCAACCUCUGCCACCGAUGCAGAGGCAUCUGUGCCUGAACAUGCGACGCCCUCGACUGACUUGUCUGCUGAAACUGAAGAAGAGUCUCAACUUCGCCACGCGCGGCUUCAGUGGUGGGAGGUUCAUGUUGUGGGAGCGGAGGUGCAGUACGAUGUGCCGUCCCCUCGGUCUCGAACACGCUCGAGAAACCGGUAUCAGGACUAUCUCGACUCGAUUCGCUCAGACCACUUCUCCUGGGACAAUCUGUACAGCUUGCUGGGAGACCUCCCGGACGAGGUUCCUCUGGAUGCGUUUCAGGCCGUGGCAGUAAGGAACGACAGCUUGGACCUUUCUAGUGAUUCGGGCACACGUAGCUCCAUGGAGAUUUUUCGCCGGCCAAGAAUCACAUCUCUGCAGACGGAGAGUGUGGGUACAACCGACGACCCCGGCACGGAGCCCAUUAGCCCGGUGACGCCCGCUCCCGCUAUGCCGGUCUUGAAUCUGAGAGGCAGCAGCCUCAUGGGCCGAAGAGGCCGCGUACUGACGCUGAACACCGGGGCGCCGUAG
Molecule: messenger RNA, 2646 nt
Organism: Symbiodinium sp. CCMP2456
Lineage: Eukaryota; Dinophyceae; Suessiales; Symbiodiniaceae
Source: the annotation of a GenBank genome assembly